AUGAACCCAGCCGCCACCGGGCACCGACUGUGGGCAUUGGCUAUUCGUUCAGUAUUCACCUCCUCUUCAUUAGCACGGAGGCACUAUCAGCUGCUGAUAGCCGGUGGAGGUUCGGGCGGAGUCGGCAUCGCCGCGAAAUUUGGUCCAAAAUUAGGCAAAGGCAAGGUGGCAGUGGUUGAACCUCACAACAAACAUUUCUAUCAGCCGUAUUGGACUCUGGUGGGCGGUGGUUUAAAGAAGUUCAAAGACUCAUGGAAACCUACAUCUUCGGUCAUAAAUAAAAACUGCGAAUGGAUCCCGGAACGUAUAAAAAAAUUUUACCCCGAUCAGAAUUUGGUUGUGACGAGUUCCGGUAAUGAGAUCAAAGGUUUACCCGAAGCAUUCAAAACUCCGGGUUUGUGUUCAAACUACCAUCCGGUUUAUGUGAAAAAGACGUUCAAGUGCAUUCAGCAACUGAAAUCAGGGAACGUAAUUUUCACGUUUCCAAACACGGCCAUCAAAUGUCCCGGUGCACCACAGAAAAUCAUGUACAUGGCUGAGCACUAUUUUCGAAAGUACGACAUGCUGCACGUCGCCCCGCCUUGUUCUCCACCAAAGUCAAUGGAAGACUGCAAAGAACUCGUCGAUUCGACCGGAUAUUUGGACGUUGACAAGUUUACACUGCAACACGUGAGGUACCCGAACGUCUUCGGCAUUGGAGACUGCCUGAACACGCCAAAUUCGAAGACAAUGGCCAGCAUAAGCAAACAGCUGAAAGUUGUUCGCAAAAACUUAAUCAGCGUUAUGAACAAUGAAACGCCAACGGCAAAGUAUGAUGGCUACUCUUCGUGCCCAAUCAUAACCGAUUACGGCAAGGGAAUCUUGGCUGAAUUCAUCUACGAUUGUAUACCUAAAGAGACGAUGCCAAUUGACCAGCGACGGGAGAUGUGGCUAUCUUACUUUUUGAAGAGAGAAGGAAUGGCACGAAUAUACUGGUACCUGUACGUACGGUAA
Molecule: messenger RNA, 993 nt
Organism: Soboliphyme baturini
Lineage: Eukaryota; Metazoa; Nematoda; Enoplea; Dioctophymatida; Soboliphymatidae
Source: the annotation of a GenBank genome assembly